Molecule: messenger RNA, 4033 nt
Organism: Dendrobium catenatum
Lineage: Eukaryota; Viridiplantae; Streptophyta; Magnoliopsida; Asparagales; Orchidaceae
Product: probable sucrose-phosphate synthase 1
Exons: 13
Coding region: 199-3384 (1061 amino acids)
Biological process (GO): sucrose metabolic process
Molecular function (GO): sucrose synthase activity; sucrose-phosphate synthase activity
Source: RefSeq, a predicted model, not a curated record
UUCAAUUUCCGGAUCACCCUCUCUCUUGGCAUUUGGCAUUGUAAUCUCCCUCUCUCUAUCUCUCUCGCUCUCACCACUAUAAAUUCACGUUUCAAGACAAUAAGGAAGAAAAACCCGUAUCUAGUUCUCAGGGAUCACUGGUCUUCUGAAAGCGGACGCAUCUCCUGUGCUUCGGUGCUCAGUUCUGUUUUCUUAGCAAUGGCGGGGAACGACUGGAUAAACAGCUAUUUGGAAGCGAUUCUGGAUGCAGGGCCGGCAAUCGAUGCCUCCAAGUCCUCACUGCUGUUGCGAGAGAGGGGGAGGUUUAGCCCCACGAAGUACUUCGUGGAGGAGGUCAUCACUGGAUUCGAUGAAACCGAUCUUUACAAGUCAUGGCUUCGGGCGGCGGCGACGAGGAGUCCGCAGGAGAGGAAUACGAGAUUGGAGAAUAUGUGUUGGAGAAUUUGGAACCUUGCCCGCAAGAAGAAGCAGAUUGAAGGAGAGGAAGCCCAACGCUUGUCGAAGCGCCGAUUAGAACGUGAAAGAGGCCGCCGAGAUGCUACUGCAGACAUGUCUGAAGAUUUGUCAGAAGGAGAGAAAGGAGAUACUGUUAGUGAGCUGUCUUCCCAUGGAGAUAGCACAAGAGGCAGAAUGCCUAGGAUCAGCUCAAUUGAUGCUCUUGAUGCUUGGGCAAGUCAGCUUAAAGACAAAAAAUUGUACAUAGUAUUAAUCAGCAUUCAUGGUCUGAUACGUGGUGAAAAUAUGGAGCUUGGUCGAGAUUCUGACACUGGUGGUCAGGUCAAAUAUGUUGUAGAGCUUGCCAGAGCAUUAGGUGCAAUGCCUGGAGUUUAUCGAGUCGAUUUGCUGACUCGGCAAAUAUCUGCUCCAGAUGUUGAUUGGAGCUAUGGGGAGCCCACAGAGAUGUUAGCUCCUAGUUAUUCUGAAAAUUUUCAUGAAAUGGGGGAGAGCAGCGGUGCUUAUAUAGUACGAAUACCAUUUGGUCCAAGAGAUAAAUAUAUUCCCAAAGAGCUUCUCUGGCCAUAUAUUCAGGAGUUUGUGGAUGGUGCAUUGAGCCACAUCAUGCAGAUGUCCAAAGUCUUAGGAGAGCAAAUUGGUUGGGGGCAACCUGUAUGGCCAGCUGCAAUUCAUGGUCAUUAUGCUGAUGCUGGUGAUUCCGCCGCCCUCCUGUCUGGGGCAUUGAAUGUACCAAUGAUUUUCACAGGUCAUUCUUUGGGCAGAGAUAAGCUCGAACAACUCCUGAAACAAGGACGUAUGACCCGGGAUGAAAUUAAUGAAACUUAUAAGAUAAACCGUAGAAUUGAAGCUGAGGAAUUGGCUCUUGAUGCCUCUGAAAUUGUUAUUACAAGUACUAGGCAGGAAAUAGACGAGCAGUGGUGCUUAUAUGAUGGAUUUGAUGUUAUUCUUGAGAGGAAAUUACGGGCUAGAAUUAAACGAGGUGUCAGUUGCUAUGGUCGUUUCAUGCCUCGUAUGGUUGUGAUUCCCCCAGGAAUGGAAUUCAAUCAUAUAGUUGUAAAUGAUGGUGACGUUGAUGGUGAUGUAGAUGGAAAUGAAGAGAAUCCACCUUCACCUGAUCCUCCAAUUUGGGCCGAGAUCAUGAGGUUUUUCACUAAUCCGCGUAAACCCAUGAUUCUUGCUCUUGCUCGACCUGACCCAAAAAAAAAUAUUCUGACACUGGUGAAAGCAUUUGGAGAAUAUCGUCCAUUAAGGGAGCUUGCAAAUCUGACAUUGAUAAUGGGCAAUCGGGAUGCUAUUGAUGAUAUGUCAGGUACAAAUGGAGCUGUACUAACUGCUGUACUCAAAUUGAUUGACAAAUAUGAUCUUUAUGGGCAAGUAGCAUAUCCUAAACACCACAAGCAAUCCGAAGUUGCUGAUAUUUACCGUUUAGCUGCAAAGACAAAGGGCGUUUUCAUUAAUCCUGCCUUCAUUGAACCAUUUGGACUCACACUGAUAGAGGCUGCAGCACACGGUCUGCCUAUUGUAGCCACAAAAAAUGGAGGUCCGGUGGAUAUUAUUCGGGUACUUGACAACGGAAUAUUAGUUGAUCCACAUGAUCAGGACAGUAUUUCUUCGGCACUUUAUAAGCUUGUUUCUGAUAAGCAACUUUGGGCUCGGUGUCGGCAAAAUGGAUUGAAAAACAUCCACCUUUUUUCUUGGCCAGAGCAUUGCAAGACAUACUUGUCUCGAAUAGCUAGUUGCAAGCCAAGGCAUCCUCAAUGGAAAAGGAGUGAAGAUGUGCUUGAAAAUUCGGACUCAGAAUCUCCAGGUGAUUCUCUACGGGAUAUUCAGGACAUAUCGCUGAACCUAAAGCUUUCAAUAGAAGGUGAUAAAACUGAAGAGAGUGGUAACCUGGAUGCUUUGGAUUCUGAAGAAAGCAUUGCUGAUAGAAAGACCAAAUGGGAAAAGGCGGUCCUAAAAUUGUCCAAAGGCGUUAGUAAAGUAACUCAUAAGGCUGGAUCUGGUGAGAAACACGAUCAGAGCAGCAGUGCUAGCAAGUUACCUGCAUUGAGGAGGAGGAAAAACAUUUUUGUCAUUGCUGUUGACUUUGAUUCUGAGACAAGUGUUAUUGAAAUUAUUCUUAAGAUAUUUGAGGCUGUACAUAAGGAGAGGAUAUCUGGAUCUAUUGGGUUUGUACUAUCAACAGCAUUGACAAUUUCGGAGAUUUAUUCCCUUCUGAUUGCUGGAGGAAUAGCUGCUACUGAUUUUGAUGCUUUCAUUUGCAACAGUGGCAGCGAUCUCUAUUACCCAUUUUCAGAUUCAGAGGACUCGAUUAAUUCCUCUGAUUUACCUUUUGAGCUUGAUUUGGAUUAUCAUUCGCAGAUUGAGUAUAGAUGGGGUGGAGAAGGAUUAAGAAGGACUUUAGUUCGUUGGGCUGCUUCUAUCAUUGACAAGAAUGGUGCAAAUGAGGAACAAGCAGUUGUUGAAGAUGAAGAUAGGUCUUCUAACUAUUGUCACGCAUUUAAACUGAAGAACCCUGCACUGGUUCCUCCUAUUAAAGAGCUUCGUAAGUUGAUGCGGAUUCAGGCACUUCGUUGUCAUGCUUUAUAUAGUUAUGAUGGAACAAAGCUACACGUGAUUCCCAUCCUGGCUUCUCGUUCUCAAGCUCUAAGGUACUUGCACGUGAGAUGGGCUACAGACUUGUCUAACAUUGUGGUCUUUGUUGGUGAAAGUGGCGACACUGACUAUGAAGGAUUGCUUGGAGGAAUCCACAAAACUAUAAUACUGAAGGGAGUCUGUAAUACUCCAAAACCUCCAGUUUCAAUCAGAAACUAUGCCCUUGAGGAUGUUGUCGCAUUCAACAGCCAAAAUAUUGUUAAAACCGAGCAAGGCUUUAGCCCCGCUGAAAUAUUGUCUGCUCUGCAAAAGCUAAGUUUACUGAAAGACUAAUUCCCACCAUUUUACUUAAUAUAAAGCAAUCCCUACACUCUUUCUUUACUUCAAUUCUCUUAUUCAGUCUCUGUACAGUCAACUUGAAUAUCUUGAGUUGUUCCCUGUGCAGUCCUGAAACAAGGCAUGUGGUUUCUUCAUGUCUUCUAGUCAAAAUUUUACUGCAUAUUCUCAUGUUUUCCUUGAUUCCUAUCUUGUUCAAUCUGAGUUAUUCAAAGCCUUAUUACCUUAUCUAAAGCCUUAUUUGUUGUUCAUGUAAUAAUUAAAACACAUUUUGCUCCUUGUAAUUACUUCUUAGUUGCAAGAUAUCCAGCAGUAGUUGUAUUUUGAAAGGAUCCUUUCUUUUUAAAGGCCUGCUACACAAUCACAGCACUUUGCGACGUGCAAGGCUUGACAGCUACAGCUGACCAGAGAACUUUCUGAAUCUCCCAUGGCGUAUUCCUAUAGCUUUUGUAUUUAUGUCGUACAAGUAUGAAGGGAUAUGGCAAAAAUUAUCAAAUGAUUUGGCCUUUUUGUAAGUUUUUGUUUUGUGACGAUUUGUCAACUAUUAUAUCAAAUUCAAUUCUGAUAUCUGGUUGAACCACACUGUGAUGACUCCAGUAUUUGUAUUGUUUUAUAUAAUGGCAUAUAAUAUUAGAUUUAUUUUGGA